AUGAGACCCAAGCUGUCUGUUGUCACUUCGACCGCGCAGAGCCUUACUCGUCCUUCAUUAUCGCUCAAGUCUCCUGGCCCAUUCCCCCGCACGCCAAACUCGCCGGUUCCCCCAAGCCCGGGCGGAAAGCGUUUCUCGAGUAUUCAAGCGCAAUCGUACGGUUACACCAAUUCGUGUAAAUCAAAGAGCAUUCUCAAGAAGCAACCAAUGGCCAGUGCAACCAGCCACGCAGAGAAGCGAAUCCAGUUCCAAGGUACGCCUACCGUACACUGCGUGACGCCAAUCGAGAACCCCGAGGAAUAUUACGGCACCUACACGAAACUGUCAAAGGAAGAGCGACGCUGGAUGGUGCGUGAAUGA
Molecule: messenger RNA, 360 nt
Organism: Aspergillus lentulus
Lineage: Eukaryota; Fungi; Ascomycota; Eurotiomycetes; Eurotiales; Aspergillaceae
Product: N(6)-L-threonylcarbamoyladenine synthase family protein
Biological process (GO): mitochondrial tRNA threonylcarbamoyladenosine modification
Cellular component (GO): mitochondrion
Source: RefSeq, a predicted model, not a curated record